GAGGAGGAGGAGGAGGAGGGGUCCCUGCUCGGGUGACAGGUCCGUCCCUGAGGGCGGAGCGGGGGCCGCCUGCGGCACGGCGGGGUGAGGAGCCCGCGCAGCUCCAUCCCCCCGGCGACUCCUCCCGUCCCGGCCCCUGAGGAGGGAGCGGAGCCGCGCUCGGUUCCAGCGCCGCCAGCGAACCCGCCAUGUCCGGCCAAAGCCUCACCGACCGCAUCACGGCGGCGCAGCACAGCGUGACCGGCUCGGCCGUCUCGAAAACCGUGUGCAAGGCCACGACCCACGAGGUCAUGGGCCCCAAGAAGAAGCACCUGGACUAUUUAAUCCAGUGCACAAAUGAGAUGAAUGUGAACAUCCCACAACUGGCAGACAGUUUAUUUGAAAGAACUACCAACAGUAGCUGGGUAGUGGUCUUCAAAUCUCUUAUCACAACCCAUCAUCUAAUGGUGUAUGGAAAUGAGCGUUUUAUCCAGUAUCUGGCGUCCAGAAACACAUUGUUUAAUUUGAGCAAUUUCCUAGACAAAAGUGGAUUGCAAGGUUAUGACAUGUCAACGUUUAUCAGGCGGUACAGCAGGUAUUUGAAUGAAAAGGCAGUUUCCUAUAGACAGGUGGCUUUUGACUUCACUAAAGUUAAAAGAGGGGCUGAUGGAGUGAUGAGAACAAUGAGCACAGAAAAACUUUUAAAAACUGUACCAAUUAUACAAAAUCAAAUGGAUGCACUUCUUGAUUUUAAUGUUAAUAGCAAUGAACUUACAAAUGGUGUAAUUAAUGCUGCCUUCAUGCUUCUCUUCAAAGAUGCCAUUAGACUGUUUGCGGCAUAUAACGAAGGGAUUAUUAACCUCUUGGAAAAAUACUUUGAUAUGAAAAAGAACCAAUGCAAAGAAGGCCUUGAUAUAUAUAAGAAGUUCCUCACUAGAAUGACACGGAUCUCAGAGUUCCUUAAAGUUGCAGAGCAAGUUGGAAUUGACAGAGGAGACAUACCAGAUCUCUCACAGGCACCGAGUAGCCUUCUUGAUGCUUUGGAACAGCAUUUAGCUUCUCUAGAGGGGAAGAAAAUCAAAGAUUCCACAGCUGCAAGCAGGGCUACCACCCUUUCCAAUGCAGUCUCUUCCCUUGCAAGCACUGGCCUGUCCCUCACAAAAGUGGAUGAAAGGGAAAAGCAAGCUGCGUUAGAGGAAGAACAGGCUCGCUUGAAAGCUUUAAAGGAGCAACGUCUAAAAGAACUUGCAAAGAAACCUCAUACCUCUUUAACCACAGCAGCUUCUCCUGUGUCAACUGCAGCAGGAAGCAUAAUGACUACACCAGCCAUUGAUAUUUUUUCUACCCCUAGCUCCUCUAACAGCACUUCAAAGCUGCCAAAUGAUCUGCUUGAUUUGCAGCCAACUUUUCAUCCGUCUGUGCAUCCUAUAUCUGCUGCUCCACAAGUAGGAAGUACCUGGGGAGGGUUCACUCCAUCUCCCGUUGCUCAACCACAGCCAUCAGCUGGCCUUAAUGUUGACUUUGAGUCUGUGUUUGGAAACAAAUCCUCUAAUGUUGUCCCAGAUUCUGGUGGCUUUGAUGAACUAGGUGGUCUCCUAAAACCAACAGUGGCCUCUCAAAACCAGAGUCUUCCAGUUGCCAAAGUACCGCCUAAUAAAUUAGUGUCAGAUGAUCUGGAUUCAUCUUUAGCCAAUCUUGUAGGCAAUUUGGGCAUUGGAAAUGGAACUACUAAAAAUGAUGUAAACUGGACUCAGCCAGGUGAAAAGAAGCUAACAGGUGGUUCCAACUGGCAACCCAAGAUUGCACCUACAACUGCGUGGAAUGCUCCAACGUUGAAUGGCAUGCAUUUUCCACAAUACGCACCCCCUGUAAUGGCCUAUCCUGCCACAACACCAACAGGAAUGAUGGGCUACGUGAUGCCAUCACAGAUGGGAGGCAUACCAGUAAUGACACAGCCAACUUUGAUAUACAGUCAGCCAGUCAUGAGACCACCAAACCCCUUUGGCCCUGUACCAGGAGCACAGCUGUCUGCAGCAUCCAGCCCUUCCAGUCAGAGUCCUCACAGAGCCUCAGGAAAGGAUCCCUUUGCAGAGCUCUCUCUCCAGGAUUUCUUGUAGAACAACUUAGAUUCAGUUUAUGUAACUGUGUUAGAUGGAAGAGAAAGGAACGUUUCCAAAAAGAUGUGCUCAGCAGUAAACUCCCACUUCCAGGAAAAAAAAAUGAACUUCACUCUCUCAAACUCUCCUCUUCCAUUAAGUGAUGCAGUAAAAUGAAGAAGACCAAUGAAGGAAGCUGGGACACCUCCAUAAGAAGACAUCAGUACACAACACAAAGCCAAGAAUUGCCAUGAAUUAAGACCAAGAUCUAUUUUUGUCCUGGUGACUAACACAUCAAUACUCUCAGCUUCUAAUAAUAUCCUUAAUUGGUAACGUACGAAGAGAAGCCUUUCUUCUGGAAAUUGAUAUUGGUGUUUGGAAAUGCUGUCUGGAUUGGAGAUGUGUCCUUUACCGUAACUCGAAACAAGACUCUGGGCAGGGGAGGGUCAAAUCCUAACUCUUAAUUCUGCAGUUACCUUUUCUUCAGUCCUCACAAAUGUAGGCACAGCAGUAAUGGAAAUUAACUUUUUUUAAAAAUUAUAUAUUCAGUUUGCAGUAGACAUUCCUUAUGUAUUAUUGUUUGUAUUUAUUUAUGAUUAUCAAUUUAACAUUAAUAUUGUAUCAAAAAAAACCUCCUUAUGAAAAUGAGUAUGGAUGUAUACAGUAUGUCUGAUUUUUAUCCACAAAGAAUGAAUCUGAUUCAGAAUGCUUUUCAGCUGACAUACAGAGCACUAAAUAUUUUAAAGGUCUGAAUCUAAUGAAUUCUCAGUAUAUAUGGGAAUUAGGGAAGAGCUGUAAAACGCAUUAAUCCUUAUAGUCAAUUCUGUGCCUAGGAUUUUGCAAGGGAACAGUUAACUGACUAGAAGAAGCACUACAUUUUUAAUUCAGCAUUAGUGCAUUGGGAAGGAACUUUAUUGCUUUGUGCUUGGCAUGUCAUUAUUUUUACAUUUGACAUUAUAAGGCCUUUCCAAUAUGAAUGUGAGGAAUUGCUUUCACUUUAAGACUUUCCUUCUUUUCUGUAAAAAAAAAAUUAAAUUGAGGUGUUGUGUGUUGGGGGGGGAAAGCCUUUUCAUUUGGCUUGUUUAUGAUCAUGUACCUUUUAAAAGUAAAAAGGGGGAAGUAGCUUCCUUACAUAUGUCUAGUGGGUAUUUAGUUCACGAGGAAUUAAAGUAGCGCUGUUGAUCGGUGCUUUGUGUAAAUACAUCGUAACUUCUGGGUGGAGUGGGGCCUUCAGAAGGACAGUCAAUGAUACGAAAGCAAUUCUGUACAUGAAUUAAGCAUACUUGCUGCAUUGUCUCUGCAGAUUCUAUUUUUGUUUAAAAUAUUAAAAUGUAUGUUAGCAAAAAUGGGUGGAUUUUCAAAUAAAAUGCAGCUUCCACAGAACUUUUGUUACGGUAUGAAAGUCUGAGGUGCUUCUUUUCUUUUUGCUGCUUAAAAUGUGCACUGAUAAUUGCUUUGUUUACUUAAUAAAAUACCAAAUGUAUUUCAUAUGUGCAUAUUGUAUUGCAGGAAGUGCAGCACUCUGAACCUGGGUCUGAUAUGGUCCAUGCAGCCUCUUCUCCGAGCUAGCAUCAGACAGCCUCAGUGUUCCAGUAAUAAGGUGUCUCCUUCUUCCUGACCUUCCUGACCUAAAGUGAUAUUUCACCAUCUUCCAGUUUUUCAAAAUAUUCAUGGCAAUAAACUUGU
This is a messenger RNA of Ficedula albicollis (Collared flycatcher), 3761 nucleotides long. It is a transcript of the gene PICALM, whose product is annotated as phosphatidylinositol binding clathrin assembly protein. Bases 189 to 2096 code for a protein of 635 amino acids. Gene Ontology annotation, cellular component: clathrin-coated vesicle; extrinsic component of presynaptic endocytic zone membrane; synaptic vesicle. Lineage: Eukaryota; Metazoa; Chordata; Aves; Passeriformes; Muscicapidae. The transcript has 21 exons. Gene Ontology annotation, biological process: clathrin-dependent endocytosis; clathrin coat assembly; synaptic vesicle budding from presynaptic endocytic zone membrane. Gene Ontology annotation, molecular function: SNARE binding; clathrin heavy chain binding; 1-phosphatidylinositol binding. The record is from RefSeq and is a predicted model, not a curated record.